CUUCUCGAAUGUCUGUUCGUCUCACAAACGAUACGACCUACCUAACGGGCAAUGAAGGUCAGAAAUUUCGAACAGUUUUCUCUGAAAAUGCUCCGUUGCAGAGUUAGAGCGCUUCCGCCAUUGUACGGCUGAUGCGUAGUCGGCCAUUUUUAUCGCUGAGGAAAAUGCGCAUGCGCUUAUAUGGGUCCGCUUGCUCUGUGUAUCUUGAAGGCACGAGAAGUCACAACGAAGGGCGUGUAUCGACUCCCACAUGCUAUCUACUACUGUAGCUAGCCCGUGUCUGCGGGAGAACACGAGUAUACUAGCAGCCCAGCC
Geodia barretti is the source of this 315-nucleotide messenger RNA. Lineage: Eukaryota; Metazoa; Porifera; Demospongiae; Tetractinellida; Geodiidae. The record is from the annotation of a GenBank genome assembly.